Molecule: messenger RNA, 447 nt
Organism: Dovyalis caffra
Lineage: Eukaryota; Viridiplantae; Streptophyta; Magnoliopsida; Malpighiales; Salicaceae
Source: the annotation of a GenBank genome assembly
AUGGAAAUCCAAUUUCCAUUCAGUAAAACUCAACCGCAUCCUGAUGCAGACUUCUUCACUUUUACUGGAAUCCGCAGUAUAACCCCCAAUCCACCAAACUUUAAGGUAACAAAAGCUAGCAUGGCAGAGUUCCCUGCUCUUAACGGUCAGAGCGUCUCCUUUGUUUUUCUCCAGUUUCCUGCCGGCAGUGUUAACCCUCCUCACACACACCCCCGUUCUGCUGAGCUCCUUUUUCUUGUCUAUGGCAGUCUUGAGUUUGGCUUUAUUGACACAACCAACAAACUCUACACUCAAACGCUUCAAAUUGGUGACACGUUCGUUUUCCCGAAGGGACUCGUUCACUUUCAAUACAAUGCUGACUCCGAGAACCCUGCCAUCUCUAUCUCUUCGUUUGGUAGUGCAAAUGCUGGAACUGCCUUAGUUCCUACUACAGUUUUUGGGACCUGA